Varroa destructor (honeybee mite) is the source of this 9169-nucleotide messenger RNA. Its product is annotated as solute carrier family 4 member 11-like. Gene Ontology annotation, molecular function: solute:inorganic anion antiporter activity. The record is from RefSeq and is a predicted model, not a curated record. NCBI's taxonomy places the organism in Eukaryota, Metazoa, Arthropoda, Arachnida, Mesostigmata, Varroidae. Gene Ontology annotation, biological process: transmembrane transport; monoatomic anion transport; monoatomic ion homeostasis. Gene Ontology annotation, cellular component: plasma membrane; basolateral plasma membrane.
AAACCCCUCAACGUCUCGUCAUUGAGUCUGCUAAGAAAUAAGCCGCCACGUUGCUGGUCAGUCGGUAGUCGCUCUAAAGGAUCGAAUUGGCCAAGCGAUUAGUAAGCAAACAUCGUACAUAUUUAAACAUACUGUUUGCUUGCUUACACGUAUGAACUUUACAAUUGUUGAUCGUUUGGUGAUAACAGUAGAAAUAUUAAUCGUUAAACUAGCUGUUGGAAUUAUUAUUCGCAGCGCAUCCGACUCUACUUCCCCCGUCGAGUUUCUUUAGAUAGGUGCGCAAACCCCGCCUCAAAUCUUCCCCCUGGUCCGCCAGAUUCCCUUAGUCUCGAACAGAGGUGGCCAUUGUCCUCAUCAUUUCCCUGUUGAGUGCGUGCCUGGCCUGUAUGACAUUCCUUUUUUUCUAACAAUAAUAAUACCUACAAUAUUUGUUACGAUAAGAUUAUUAAUAACAGCGACAACAUCAGCAAUAGCAACAAAAAGGAAGUCAUUGCCAGUGCGGGCUUAGGCAGUGAGCGUUUCACAAAUAAAAAAUCGUCGUUCGCGAGUUCUUAAAACACCUCAUCGUACAGGCUAGCGUCCGACUGAAGUCUUUGCAACGAGUUGUUUACUGCCAAAAAGCGAAAUCGCUCAGCCUCUCUGCUCAAAAGACGUACGCGCCAAAACCUCGAACGAUCUCACGCCAGCAGCAAAAGUCGCAGAUGCCUUAGCAACAUGAAGGUCACCUGAGCUCUCCCGUAAAACUGACAAAAACGACAAACCACUACGACAAUAGCAACAGCAGCGGCAGCGGCGACAAAAGGGCAAAUUGUAGUGGCAGCAUUGUGUGGAUCAAUCGUGUGAAUCAAUUGUGUAUUGCCGAUCACCGGCGCCAAGGGAAGGCCGUGGUGGACCUUGGUCGUUACUAUUAGCUGGGACGAGUGAUUAAAUCAGUUCGGCACAAUGUCGAUGAGCGUGAGGCGAGUGCGAAGCUCCUUCCGGGGUUCGCUCCGCAAGUACACUAGCGGGGAAUCGAUGAGGAAACCUCGACGCCACUUUCAAUGGAUAUAUCGUGAUAACGAAUGGCGCAUCGCUUACGACGACGGUGAUGAGGUUUCCCUUAUGUAUGCUAAAUUUGAGAGGCUUCCGAUGCGGGACUUCGGCGCGGAAGUGCGGGCCACCAUGGACGUCGACCAGUUCCUCAUCCAGGCCGUAUUACUACUCGACGUACAAGAGACAUCACUGGAAGGGAUCGUCGACAGGAUGCUGCACAAGGUAUUGGAUGGACGCGAGCACCUAGCGACCAUUUCGGAAGCCAAGGAGGCGCUGUUCACUCACGAGCAAGUGCACCUCCUGUCUCGAACUAUCCAGGGAACCUACGUGAGAGAGGGCGGUGGAUUUGACUACGAUCAGUCAUGGAUCUGCGCAGUUUGUGCGCUGCCGUCGUUACAGAAGCGUCACGUGGCUGUGGCAAGACUCAAGCACCCCGCCAACAUGGGGAGAACCUCACACGAAGUUCGAUUUUUCAUUCUCGUGCUCACACCCAGCAAAGAAAAAGGUACAAAGAAUGCCCUUGAAACGGGACGGACGUUCGCGACUAUCUUUGCCGACAUGGACUUUCGGCAGAAACUGCUCGAAGUACAUUCAGAAGCGGAGUUUAAGAACGUUCUGCUGAAGCACGCGCAAGAUCUGGCAGCCGAACAAAGCAACCCCGCUAACCGGUUUGCCAAUCACGACGCCGACAUCGAGUUUCCGCCAGCACGAAGGCGGCGAAAGAGAAAAUGCAUCAUAGGCCAAGGCCUGUACGACGAUAUCCGCCGUCGACUCGCCCAUUACGUCUCCGACUACAUCGACGGUGUGGUGGGACACCGAACGAUCUACAAAACAGUGUCCACGAUUUUCUUCCUCUAUUUCGCUUGCCUCCUACCAACAAUCGCCUUUGGGGCGCUCAAUGAUACGAACACCGCCGGGAAAAUCGACGUUCGAAAGAGUAUUAUUAGCCAGACGAUUGGCGGUUUGACAUUCGCCUUAUUUGGGGGCCAGCCGUUAGUCAUACUCAUGACAACUGCCCCGCUCUCACUGUACAUAAAAGUGAUCUACAAUAUCUGUGAAGAUUUCCAACUGGAUUUUUACGCAAUGUAUGCGUGCGUUGGAUUGUGGAACACGUUCUUCCUCGUUCUCUUUGCAUUAUUCGACGCGUCCAAGCUCAUGAAGUGGUGCACAAGGUCUACGGAAGAGAUCUUUGCAUUAUUUAUCAGUAUAGCCUUCGUUGUGGACGCCGGCCGAGAUAUCUACAAAAAUUUCCAGGAGAAUUACUACCACAAGAACUGCUCACGAUCAUUCAAUGUAAGCGAGCUCAGCCAACUAGUAAACAAUAGCUCUCUGCUUCCGCAACUGCUCAACGAAAGUGGAUUAUUGCGACAUCUUCAACACACUGGUUGCCAACGUGAGAACUCCUUACUUUUCCUCCUGUUAAUGCUCGGUACAGUUUGGCUCGCCGUCUCACUAUACAACUUCAAUAAAACGCCGUACCUACAGGCGAGUAAACGUGAGAUUCUGGCGGACUGCGCACUGCCGGUUGCCGUGAUUGUGCUGUCAUGUCUCGGCGCUUUUCUCUUCCGCGAGGUGAAGACUGAUGGUUUCCACUUUAAUGAAGCCGCAGAGUUCCAACGAGGCCGUGUCGAGGAGCUCGGCUGGAUUCCUGCCGUAGCGGCAUGCGGUCUAGGCUUUGCCCUGUCGCUGCUCUUCUUUAUGGACCAGAAUAUCUCUGCUGCAAUGGUCAACAAUCCUUGUAACAAAUUAAAAAAGGGCGCCGCGUACCAUAUGGACCUGUUUGUCGUGGGCAUCCUGAACGGGUUCCUGUCAUUAUACGGACUGCCAUGGAUGCACGGCGUGCUACCGCACUCGCCAUUACACGUGCGCGGCAUGGCCGACGUGGAGGAACGCGUCGACCAGGGACACGUUUAUGAAAUAAUCGUACGAGUACGAGAAACUCGUCUAACAGGGGUCGUAUCGCACAUUCUUAUCGGUUUAUCGAUAUUCCUACUGCCCUAUCCGUUGGGAUAUAUACCAACAGCGGUGCUAGAUGGCCUCUUUCUCUAUAUGGCGAUCACCUCGUUAAAUGGUAAUCAAAUGUUCGAACGCAUUACGCUACUCUUCAUGGAGCAGGCAGCAUAUCCGCCAAACCAUUACAUCCGCCGCUGCCCUCAACGUAAAAUCCACGCGUUCACAAUAUGUCAGGUAGUUCAGCUAGCCGUGAUGUGCUUCUUCGGCUUUGCGCCAUGGCCCUACGUCAAGAUGGUCUUUCCUGUCAUCAUCCUCUUAUUGCUACCUCUACGCCAUAAGGUCGUGACACUUUUCAUUGAUCAGAAGUACCUUGAGGCGCUAGAUGGCGAACAUCAGUAAUUAAGAAUGUACGACGACUUUGGUACAUCACGGCAAUCAUCAUCAUCACUACCACCACCAUCAUCAUCACCAUCAUCAUUAUCAUUCAACAGAUAUCGACAUCCACGCGGUGCAAUCAUCCUUCGAGCAGAAUAGAACGUAAAAUAAAGUCAAUACAAAGGGAGAGAAUGAUUUAGUUUAAGCUAUUGUACAAGACAUGCAGCCUUUCUUCAUAGGCUUCCACGCAACGCUACGAAUACAACGAGGGCACUAUUCGUGACUGUGAGGAGUAUUUAUGAAAGAUCAAUGAUAAGUGUCCUAAAGAGAGAAAAAAAUUAAAGUGAAGAUCACGCCGAUGACGAUGAAGAUCUCAAAGACGAGCAUCCUCGCCCGGCUCAUGACAGGCUCCCCGGAGAAGAAAGUACCUUCGUGAUCGGUUGAGAUGUCGAAGCACGUCGGCCGGUAACAGGAUCGAUAGUGGCGCGCACUCCACCGCUGUAGCGUACUCAUGCAGUUCGCUUAUUACCCUUGUAUCUACAAAUGGCGGAUUGCGUGCACACGUCCACCCAUGUUGCCUCAGGCGGACGCGGUGCCUCGAGUAUCGAAAGCCGAUUUGCUUGAGCUUUAAACCGCUCUCGCCUUCACGGCUAACCUCGCCAGCUCUGCACGGCCGUCGAGACUACAAGCUCCUAGCUAUGCACUCACCGUAGGCUGUAAUAUAUAUACAAUCAUAAUAAUGAUCAUAACAAUGAUAAUAGCUACAAGAAUACUAAACCAAUAUAAGGCAACAAGGGGGAGCAGAUCACAGACGUUGUAUAUUCAUUAGGCGUGUGUCGUUCACAGCACGAAACAUUAUACAAGAAUUACUGUUACUAGCAUCAUUACUAGUAAUACUGGAUGCUACUGCGGAAUACUCCUAUCAGCAUUGAUUAUAGAGAAAUUGUGAAUAGACGUAGGAAGUAAAGUCAAAAAAGAACAAUUACUGUCUGAAUGAGACGCGUGAAAAAAAAUUAUAUUAAACAUAAUAAUCAUUAUUUACGAUUCAUAUCCAACCGCACUGCAUCGGACCAAGUGCCCGUACGCAGUUGCUUCGUGUUUAUGCCCUUCCCAGAAAUAUCCCCAUCUAUAUAGUUCAUUUGUUAGGAGAAUCAAACGGACCCAAUAUAUUUACUUGUUGAUGUUGAACGUCAGCCAUCUGUGCAAUUACUCACGAACACGAUCGCGUUUCUUCCUAUUUCCGAGAUCUUCCCCACGUACAAUCCGUCGCUUUACCCCUCCAAAUUUACCGAAAGCUGUUUUGAAACACUUCUCUCAAAUUUCGCUGCAUCGUGGCAAGCGAAGGGGAACAAUGGAAAGUAAAAUGAGCCUCAACAGCAUUAAAGUAGCUAUAGGCUGACGUCUGUCCGAUGGCUCUCAACGGCCGUGAUUAGCGUACACGCUUGCCCGAAUUUAACGGGCCAAGGGUCUCUCAUUUUAUGUGGAAGCAUUAGAAAAAAUGCACUUGACCCAUAUUUGGUGCAAUUCAGCACCAAGUACGAAACGCUGUGCCUCUUACCGAAACAGUCCACUUAUAGCUGGGUGCCAUUCAUUUUUCUAGACUUGGUCAAUGCCUUCAAUUGUCAAGACGAUCGAUUCUCUAUUUGCUUCACCCUUCCGCUAGAACACAGAUCGAUCCAAGCAGCGAAUCAAAAAGUUGUCCGGGUCGUUGGCUUGCUAUCUGAGUGACUGGUAGGAGUCAUGGCUUGCUAGUUAUGCACGGGUGACAGAAACCAAUAAAUUAGUUUUCUAUUAUAAGUGGAUAAUUGAUUAGUAUUAAGAUUACUAAAAACAUUAUUGCUAAUAUUACAAUUUUUGUCUGCAAUGUGCAAAAUAACAAAGAAGAAAGCGCCGCCGUCCUUCGGGCGCGGCACGCGCCUGUUCGCACUGUUGAAAAUAACGCACCGCGCCAAAGCAUUGCACGCAAUUAUCCUUCUGCAAUUGCGCACCGUCUACAUAACACACAACCGUUAUAAUGAUAACAAUAACAACCAGAAAAACGUUAAUAUAGUGGUAUUGAAUACAACAAAGAAGAAGGAAUCAAACACCCACAGAAAAAUCAAAUACGACGAACGACAACCGCAAAACCAACGAUUGCGACCAUAGAACGAACAAUUAAUGUUCCAAAGCAACAUAAAUUAAAGGAGAAUAACCUGCACGAAAAGUAGACGAUUUUAAAUAACAAAUCCAAUGCAGUAAAAACAAUAAUAACCAUCAUAAUAACAACAACAACAACAACAACAGCAGCAGCAGCAGCAGCAGCAGCAGCAGCAUUAAUCGUACAUGCGAAUAUUCACCGACUGAUGAUUUUACUGAUACGAUGAAAAGUUAUCGUACUAGUUUAAUACGAAACACCGAGGGAAAAGAAGUGCUAUACUGUUAAACAGAUGCAGAGAACAGGUAAUGCCUUGAACGUCUAGUUUUACGAUGAAGGCAAUUCUGAUGGCUGAAUGAUGUUGACAAGUAGGCUGGUAUCAGCACGGAAGCAAAGAAUUAAAUGGAAACGAAAUGUACGAGUAGACGCAGACGAUGUAAAGAAUCAAAAACAUCAACAGAGCGACAGUAACAUGCUACGACGAGUACGGUAAAAGGCAUUGCGCAAAUUGUGCAAACGUCACAGGUCGACAUAAAACGAGAAUAGACUAUAACGUAAGCAGCAGAUGGAAGUAAAUGCACCACUGAGCAAAUCGAGCAAAGCCGAACAAAUACAAUUAUAUUGAUGGAUGAAUGAAUGUAUGUAUGCAAGCGGUGAAUCGAAACACAACAAUAACACCAGUUCCGCAGAUGCAGACGAAGCAGGCGAGCGAACAGACGACACAGAGAGAAAUGCAGACGAACAGCACUGAGCUACAUCAAACAAACAUACAGAACUGAAGAAACAGGGAAGUUCAAUCAGCUAUGUAAGCGAAUAAACCAGAGCGCAGAAUCCAGUGAAUAGCGAACAAUCACUAAUGAAAAAAGACAGAUACACGAACAAACAAACCGGAAUAAAAUUUCAUUAAAGAGUAAGCGAUGAACAUUGAUAACUUUUGAAUAUCGAAAGUUCGUGUGGCAAAAAAAAAAAAGGCAAUCGUGUGUCUGAUCAGUAACUCGAUCCCUGUAUUGAUAACAAGAGUUAAACCAAGUUAAUGAGCCAUAAUGAUAGCUUCUACUUCAGUCCAUACUGUUACCAAUAUUCUUAAUGACGAAAUUGGUUGAUGUCAUCAACUGAAUGCCGUUCGAGCAAAUAUUCGGUCGAAUCACAUAAGUGAUUGAACUAUUACACCGAUCCUAGGACUGGGUUUUAUGUACAACUGCCAUUUGUCCUACAAAUCUAUGCUAACCACCGCUUCGAGACGGACUUGGGGUGUGCGAGAAUAGUAAACGCUAGGGGCUGAAUUUGGCAGUGGAUGCUGCUGCAGAAGUCGUCCCCUUAGAAAAUAUCGAGGGGAUGUUCCUCAAUGGAACCGUAAUAGUAAUCACAAUAAUAGUAAUCAUAUAACGGGAUACUGAUAAAACAAUAAUGAAUAAAGACCUCUAAGGAAACGUCCACUGUGAUAUGACCACCAGUUACGCGUAGUAGAUAACAAAAAAAUAAUAUAGGUACCGAAACGGUAAAUAGAAUAGCAACUACACGGUCACAGACGCCUGGGCAAGCUACGUUCGCACACAAAAAAAAACUUGUUAGUACACACAAACAAAAAAAAAACCACAAAAUAGCCAAGCAAGCGUUUGCACACUGACUGCGAUCCCGUUGGAGGGCGGCUCUACUUACCAGCGCCGGUACCAAGCGCAAUUCUCUCCUCUGACCCUGUCGUUCAAAGGCGCAAAGCAGUUGGUCCUGGGGUGUCGCGGAUUCCUCAUGGAUUGAAAAGUCGAAUUAACAAGACUAUUCAUGGCUAUUACGGAAAGGGGCAUUAUCGGAGAAUACAUUUCAAGACACGAGAGAAUAAAAAAAAAAAAGAAUAUAGACGACAUCAGCAACAGUAACAACUAUGUAGGCAACAAAAUGUUGUCAAAACAGGCCGACUGCCGGGUGUUCGUAACGAUUCAUACAUACAUGUGAUUCACCCACAGCUUUAUAGAGGCGAAGCGACGCGAAAAGUCUUGGCUUUGUUGAUUUUUUGAGGCUCAUAAACGAUCAGAGAAAAAUUUUCGACGACGUUACGACGCCGCCGCCGCUAUUACUCUAGGUAUUCAUGAGAACGUCCUGGUGGUCGCUAGUAAUAAUAGUAAUAACUGAAUUUGUAAACUGGGGCCCGGCGUGCAGAAAAAUUAUGCUUCGAUGGGUUCUGCACCCCUGUCUCCAACCAGGGGGUGGGCGCCAGACUUACAAGAGCUAAAACUGACAGAAACAAAUCGUUUCCUACAACCUACAGCCUCCCCUUUCUUUCAAUAAAUAAUGAAUUGAUUCAUUGAUGAAGAUUUGACGUGUUAUAAAGCAUUUCCUUAAUAGAAGUAAUAAUACUAUUGAUAAUGGCGAUAAUAUUUCCGCUUCUUAAUGCAUGUGUGCACUGGCGAGAGCUCUUCCAGAUUGUUGCAAAUAUUGAUAACAUAUGCUGAUUAUGGUGGCUGAAGUUUCAUUAAUUAUAUAGUAAACGAAUGAGUGAAGAUGACGGCGGUAACAUUAUAAAGAAAAGUGAACGGGAAAUGUUUAACAAGACGACACAGUGAUUGGGUUUUCGGUCGACUAGGACAGAAUUUGCCGGAGAUCGAAGAACUGUGAGAACAACAACAACAACAACAACAACAACAACAAAAAUGUUAACGCUAGUGAAAUGACGAUGUAAAUUGUGUUAGCGAUAGGCUUAUUAUACAUGCUUAGAUUCUAAUAUAUAUAUAUAUAUAUAUAUAUAUAUAUAUACUUAGAAUAUUUAUAGCAGUGGAGCGGACUAGCCCAGAAAAGAAAGAAAAAAACCAGCAGAUAAAGACAAUGGGCGUUAAUAUUCCCCUGUUUAGAGACUGGUGUAUGACUGUUUAUCUGACAGAAAGAGAUUGAUUUCGACAAAGAGACUGACCGAACGAUUCCUCGAGAGAAAGUUAACUUGCAAUCAGAAACUAUAGCAAGCUGAAACGCAACGCUGCUAGUAAUUUUUCUUAUGAUUAUUAAUCAAAUGAACGAGAUUAACGGGUGUUCCGAUGAAAAGCACGCUUGUGAUGAGAGACAACAUUGGCAAAUCUAUUUAUAUAAUACUCUACUAUAAAAAUUCUAUGAAACUUCCAAUGGAACGUAUCGUGAAUAGUGCAUUGUUUCUGACAUAGUCAGUACAGGCCAACUUACUUAGUUCGCUACGACGCCUAAUACAACGGAGGCAACAGGUUGCGUGGCUGCUUGCGUUCGUGAUUAGGUAAAACCAUUCUAGUUUUUUUCUUUUCAUCAUUACGAUCAAUAUCAUUUCUUUCCGUGAAACGCACAUAGAUUGUUAAAUCUCUCCUGUAAAAAUUCAACAAGAUAGUUAAAAACCAUAUAAUCAACAAUAAUAAUUUGUUACCUUCACUCAGAGACGAUCUAGAAAAACUGGGGCUGAUCACACAGGUUACAUAUAACACAUUCAAUGAACAUGACGAAGAGAGAUUUCCGGCGUGCAGACGAUCCGUUAACACCACGAUAAACACCAUCACGGAACAAUAACUUUGAUCAAAUGUGGAUAUAAGGAAACAGAUUGGGAGCACUUAUCUAAAAAAAAUAAAAGGAAUAAAAGUGCAAAUAGGAGAGCAAAAAGAGGAACAGGUACGCGAGUGCCGGUAAGGCCGACGAAAUGUAAACACAUCCGUAAUGUCUGGAUGUAAA